This is a messenger RNA of Caenorhabditis remanei, 993 nucleotides long. RefSeq lists its product as uncharacterized. The transcript has 3 exons. Bases 1 to 993 code for a protein of 330 amino acids. The record is from RefSeq and is a predicted model, not a curated record. NCBI's taxonomy places the organism in Eukaryota, Metazoa, Nematoda, Chromadorea, Rhabditida, Rhabditidae.
AUGUCGGAGUCAGAGCAAAAGGAGCUCAACCAGAGAGUUGUUGUUCUCCCAUCAGUUGUCCUGGAGCCGAUUCUCGCAAAACUGGACUUGAUAGACAUAAUCGAUCUGUCCUUGAAGUUCCCACACAUCCACAUCACUGCGAAGUUGCUCAAAAUUCAAGCAAACCUCAAAUGGCUGGUGAGAGCACCUGGCCAUUACGCCAUCAACAUUCUCCCUGACAUCCCAAACACGGAAAAGAUUGUCUUCCGGCUCUCUCCUCCCGAAAGAAACAAUGAGGACAGAAUUGGAUUUCUGGCGACCAAAUUCUACCGUCGUCAACGUGUUUUCUUCAUCGCAUGUGGAGAAUCCCAGGCUGAGAAACAUGAAAUGCUUAAAAAUCUCAGCUAUUUCCUCAUUCGGCUUUUCAAGAUCAGGGAGUUCAACUUCGAUUCAAACAUCCAUUUUGGUUUCAUUGGGAGUUAUAUGAGCAGAUUCAAUCUGUUCAAACUGGUUUGCCCAGAACUGACCGUCGAGGAGGUCGACAUUCUGAUGGAGAAGAAAAACAUUGAACACCUACAACUGGAUACAACUGUGAUAUCUCUGGAACCAGUAAAGAUUUCACUUAAAUAUUCAUUUGUGGAUCUACCCACCAGUGGCUGGAUUGCUCCAGAAUCGCUCUUGGAGAUGAGCUGCACAAAUCUUCGCAUUGGAAAAGAGGCUCCAUACAAUUUGAGGAAGCCAGACAACUACUUCAUCAUCAGUCCAGAAGGACUUGCUGCUUGCAUAAAUGCCUGGGCUAAUGGUGGAUUAGAACAAACGAAAACUAUGUCUAUGAAUUGCCAGGAAGGAUGUAAAAGAAAAUAUCGAAACGAAUUAUUCAAGUUGGAAUCAAUCAACGUUGUGGUAGACAACACGUACGCAGAUGUUUACCAAUUCAGAAGACAAGACGGAAGAAUGGUCACUGUCAACUUCCAAAGCGGGAAAGGCGAUAGAGUGAUGCUCACAUUCCAAUAG